CUGUCAUUUUCGACUCCGUAGUACAAAAUUUCUUUUUAUAAUGGAAAUCCGACAAAAUCCACUAAUUCAAUGCAAUUUCAUACGGAAUUUAUGCAAAAGAAUUGCAGAAAUACAUAGUGAAGUUAUUCAGCAUGAAAGUACCAUGCCAAAGUGUGAAAUAUGCUCGGAAAAUAUUACAGAAUAUUUUUCCAUAAAAAAUCAACUAUUCUUGAUCCUGAGAAUCAAUAUUCAGAUAAAAGAUGAAGGGAAUUCCGUUGAGAUUCACAAUGAAAAUAAAGUAGGAUCCCAAGGAAAUGAUAGUGGAAAUAGGCCACAAAGUGAUAGUAUCAAGGAAGAGGCUGAAGAGUCAAUUGAAGAUACAUCCAAUUUUUCUACUAAUUUUGUUGCUGUGGCAGAUUAUCUUGAUUGUGGUAUUGGAUCAUCGAAAAUAAAGGAAGAUGACACGAAAAGUAGCAAGCAAUCAAAAGAAAUGGAUGUAAAUGCUGAUAAAUUAUAUGAAUGUGCAUUAUGUAAAAUCAAAGUAUCUAAAAAGUGUCAUCUUGUACUGCACAUGAAGAAACAUCUGAGAAAAGCGGAAAAGAAAAGGAAUUAUAGGGGUGCAAGGAAAAACAUUGCCGAAGGAAUAUCAAAAUCUGAAGAGGAUGGUAAAAAAAAGUGCCCUUUUUGUAGCAGAAUUUACAAAAGGAGACACGAUUGCAGCAAUAAUGAGCCUAAAGUUGGGAACACCUACUCCUGUGCCUACUGUCCGGAAACUUUUUCAACCUAUCCCAAAAUCUACUUUCACCAUAAAGCGCAUCAUUCUGAUAAACCGAAACCCUUGUCACCUUUUCAAUGCGAAGUUUGUGGAAAAUUUACUGUACAAUUGUCUGCUUUACGACAUCACAUGAAGACCCACACGGGUUUUACACCUUUCGAAUGCAGUACUUGCCAGAAGAGAUUUAGGACACGCCAUCAAUUAACUGAGCACCUGAGGAAGCAUAUUCCAAAGUCUGAGAGAGACGACAAGUACAAGUGCUAUGUAUGUCAGAAAAAAUUCACCUUCAGACAAUCCCUGAAAAAGCACGAGCGUCUCCAGCAUUCCGGAACCAUCAGAAAAUCCUUUAUAUGUACAAUUUGCGGAUGGAAAUUCAUUUGUGAUACAUCCCUACAGAAGCACCUAACAAUUCACGAUGGUGAAACUAUUCCAUCCUACAAGUGUGAUGAUUGUGGGAGGGUUUUUGAGAAACUAAAGUACUUAAAUCAACACCGCAAAAUUCAACACAAUGUAUUCACUGAUUUGAUGCUCAAUCGCAAAUUAAAGAAAAAGGAAUAAAAGUCUUUGGAAAAGUGUAAAUAA
Molecule: messenger RNA, 1336 nt
Organism: Phlebotomus papatasi
Lineage: Eukaryota; Metazoa; Arthropoda; Insecta; Diptera; Psychodidae
Product: zinc finger protein 37-like
Exons: 1
Coding region: 41-1312 (423 amino acids)
Biological process (GO): regulation of transcription by RNA polymerase II
Cellular component (GO): nucleus
Molecular function (GO): DNA-binding transcription factor activity, RNA polymerase II-specific; RNA polymerase II transcription regulatory region sequence-specific DNA binding
Source: RefSeq, a predicted model, not a curated record